Messenger RNA from Pocillopora meandrina, 4442 nucleotides. The record is from the annotation of a GenBank genome assembly. NCBI's taxonomy places the organism in Eukaryota, Metazoa, Cnidaria, Anthozoa, Scleractinia, Pocilloporidae.
AUGGCUGAAGAAGUUUGCGACAAACUGAUCUACGAAAGGCCGUGGGUAAAGUACACGGAUAUCAGAAAGAUACCUCAUGAGGAAGGCAUAUACGUGAUAGGAGUCAAGAAAAGGGGACAAAAAGCAAUCAGAUACCUUUACCUUGGCCAAUCUAUAGACGUCCAUGUGAGACUUAGACAACACAAAUAUGGCGAUCAAGAAAUUGAUCAGUUUGUUAGGCGCAAUUUUCGACGCGAUGGCGGAAGAGAUCUACGAAUUAAGUGGAUUAGGGAGCGUAAACACAAGCUGAAAGAGACUGUCUAUAUCAAAUGCGUUGAGCAUAAGCUCGGAUAUAAAUUGAAAUACAACAAAGUAGGUAGAGGCAACUAAAAUAUGGUAAACAAAUGUGUAAGAGGAUCGUUGGGGCGGUUUUUUUUAAAAUCUUUUUUAAGCUUAGAAGUUACUCUGUCAUUAGGAGUUAGAACACUCAUACUUGAGAGUAGAAAUGAUUGCCAUAUGUAUGCAGAAAACAUGUAAUUUUUAGUAUUCAUCUCGGUGGUACAAAAAGGACAUUUUAAAGUAUGUAAGUUGAUCGGCAUAAGUUAUUCACGAAAUACAGAUAGCAUUUGUUAUAAAAUAGUCUCGUUUCUUUAUUACUCCUUCUUUAAGUCUUUCGAUAGCUCCAUCAAAAAUUAGAAUUGCGACAACCAGCAAAGUUCUGAUUCGUUAUUGUCGCUGAAACAAUCUAUACCGCCAUUUAUACUAUUUGACAUUGGUGCUCAAAAUUAAAAUCUGGUGACGAGAACUCAAGUUUGUUUGUAAUCCCUGAAGUGCUACGAUCGGAGCUCCUUUCCAAUUUAAUCCAGAAGAUCGACGUCUGUCUCCUUUUCUAACUGAGUGAAAAGGAUAUUGAAGAGACCAGUUACGAGAAAAAUAGGUAUGAAAGAUCUAGAGAGGGCAAGCUGCCAAUAAAUAGACAGAGACAUAUUGUUAGAAUUGAUUUCUCUAACACUCGUUUGUGGUCCGGUUGAUCCUUCUUUAUUUGCUUCUCUUCUCAAGUUGUUACAAUGGGGACUAGCUUCAAUAUAUCAGGGAAAACUAGAGUCUCCGCUAAUAAAGGUGUCACUGCGGAUGACAUUUCUAAGCCGUCGAUCUUCUUGUGUCGUCAUCGUACCAUCUCCACUAGCGAAUCACGCUUGACUACGUAUUAUAGUUCCCACAUACUGAGUAAGCACCUUAGGGUUGUCUACGCAGUUACAAAAUCAAUUUCUUCCCUAAUUUUCAUAUCUUUACGGUUGAGAUCGGCCAGAACAGAAACGAGAUCGACAAUAUAAAAAUUACAAAUAACCUUGGUGUAGAGUGUUAUUUAUACCUAAAAGUGUAUCUUAAGAGAAAAUCACCUUUAAAGAUUGUUACAUAACAACAUCUUGGUCACAAGAGUUAAAGAAAGGCGCUCACAAGUACCGCCCCCAAAUUGCUUCUUGUUGCGAAAACAUGAGGGACGUCACCUGUUUACCCUUAAAUUACCUCUGGGAACACGAAGGUGUCGAACGCGACCUAUUACCAGGGAGAUUUACUCUUCCUGGACUAACAAAUUAACUUAUUUAAGAACACGGCCUAUCACGAGUUCCAUGUCAACUUCACGAUCACAACGAAGAAAACGUGAUUAAACUCACUAGGUGAACGUGGCCAAACUCACAAGAAGAACGUGAUUAAACUCAACCUUUUAGAUAAGACCACCAAGAAGGCGUACGAAGUAAUCAACCUGCCCUUUUUAUAAUUUACAUUAAAUGACUUAGAAUAAUAUAAUAUUUCCAUUCCUUUUCUUUCUAGCACCAAUACAGAAAACCCUUACGAUAUUGUAGAUUAACUAUAAUUGUAAUUUUAUCAUUUAACAAUAUUUCCACAAGUUACGCAUUGUAAUUUAUGACCUUUUAUCAUCCAAAUGUGACGUGCGAAACAAAAUCUGCUAGAAAACAAUGUUUUUUCUUAAGCUUAAUUUAUUCAAACCAUUGGCAAUUUUUUGUUAGACAGAAUGCUUAGCUUGAAAUCAUACAUGAAACAUGCGGACAAUAUCAAUUUCAGACAAGUUCAAAGUUCAAACACGACCUACCUUUAGUCUUGAGUACACUGGCAAUAUUGCACCUUGUUGUCGCAGUCAUUUAUUAAAAUGUACGAGUUUCCCAGCCGUCGAGACUGCAAAACAUGUUAUCGGAGAAGGUUGCAUCAUUUGCUUAGAGGAAUCUGCUGUGCCAGCACUUUCAGUUUUGAACGGAUAUGCCCCUUGAUGUAAAGACAAACAGCUUUGUAAGGGAUUUUUCCCUUAUUUGUUUCUUGCCGAACAAAAGUUGACAUUAUGUGGUGUUUAUAUUUCUGAGGCUUCGGCGCGAAGAUUCAAAUCGGCGAAGAAGCAAACAAAGCAGAGUUACUUGAGUUUAAGGUAGAUAUUUCCGUCUGAUCUUAAUUUCUACUCCUUUUUCUCGAUCUCGCUCUCGUUAUUGUUCUCCUCUUUCCAGCAUUUUGUUCAUUGAACAACUUUAUGGAUUUAAUGCACUGAGUCUGAAUAGCUCUUACGGGAUCAAUUUUCAAAGUGAAAAGUUGAGACGGCUUACGCGCAUUAAACUUCGUGUUCAGACAAAUUUUGUCUUCUUCUGAAAUAUCCCGAAUCAAAGCCUACUAUCUCAUCAAAAAUUUCAACCAAGAGACUGUCCAUCAAUCAGUUGGAAGAUUUUUUUUUCUAAUCAGGUCGAGUAUGAAGUUUCUGAGAAAAUAAUCAUUGUGACCAUUUCUUAGAAAAGCGAUACCAAAUAUUUAACGAUAAAGGUCAGUUGCGGGAAAGUCCCUUUCCUUUUCAGCCAAUAAUACUCGAGAUGCUGUAAUAAAAGAGUUUUCUCAUUGGUCAGCCAACACAGUUUCAUUUUUAACUCGUGAAUUGCGCGCAUGCGCAAGAGUGAGUUGUAGCUAUGAUGUAGAGAAUGGCACUCGCUCGCUCGCUCGCUCGAUUGGUCGAUUCCUGUAAACUUUUUUUCGAUUUUAGGCUUUUGAGUGCAUUUGAUAGUUUUUGGCGAGUAAUAAACAAACGAAAUGGCGACCUUUGUUGCUAAGAAUAGUGGUGGGGUGAAAAAGAAGCCAAUCAUAAUCUUAAAAGAGUUUUUUUUUUUCGUUUUAGUUUCAACAAGCGGCGCCAGCCAGCGACUGGCAGGCGCGCGAGGAUUCACACUGAAAUAAGAUAAAAACCUUCGUUUUUCAUAAAAUUGUAAUCUACAAUCCUUGAACUUGAAAACAAUCCGAAGAUUCAUUAAAAUAUCACUUACUCUAAAGCGUUCGGAGUUUACAGGUGUUCAAAAGCUUUUUCUGUUAUGGCGUGAGAUUGAGGAUAAAAUCGAUCAUUACAUUUCGUAUCGUGUGUUUUUUCUGUGUGAAGCAACAAAAGGUGCUGGCGACCGACGAAGUUACAGGUUAACACGAAAAUCAAAUAACACCUAAACAAAUAAUUUUGGCUACCGAUUUUCAGCGAAUUUUUUUUAAGUUUCAAGACAAUUUGAAGAUUUAAAAUAAAUAUUACGAACUAAAAUGCGAAAGUUAUACACCACAAAAUCGAUAAAUUGGCCUGAAAUGAAAUUCUAUCUUUUUCUUGAUUAUACGUUGCCUAACACGUGACCAAAAUCUACCCAGGCGGAAAUCCAAAAUGACGGUGGCAGUCUGGGCUUAGUUAUAUCACUCAAAACUCGUUCCCGUUUGUUUCAUUUGAUGAAGAGGGAAUCGUUAAUGUUUUCAUUAAGACAGUAUUGCCUUGAUUUUCCAAUAUUUACAAUGAUAGACAGUAAAUUUCACUUUUCACCCACAUUUACUUCCAACCUUUUUUUUUUCGAACCAGAAACAAAAAUGAUACAUGUUUAAAACACAUGACAUCAUCCACCCUUGUCAAAUGUAAUAGCAUGAUCAUUUCAAUUGUAAUGCCUUCUUAUCCCAACGUUACUUUGUUUCUUUGUUACAUUAGCGAACACUGAACUACUGCUCAUACUCUAGAUAUGACAAUCAACCACAAAAUUCCCUAAACCAGAUAACAUUGAACAUAAUCCAAAAAAUCAUGUAAGUCAUCUGUCAAUUCACGAGUUUGCUCACAGAGCACUUUGAUCAUAAAAGGAAGUGUUAUAUGUUUAGUCGCGCACUCUAAACAAGUGCAAACACAGACUAAGGGAGUGAGGUAAGCUUCAAGAUAAUAUAAGCUUUGGUUUACUUUUAGGCCACUGUCGUUCAUUUGGGCGGGAAAUUAAUGAUUCUCCGAUUCAGACCCUGGACAAGACCUCGAAGUUCUCUACGUGGGUCGCACUAAUGAUGUUCACCGGAGGAUGGGAGAACACAAGAGGCAGGAUUUGGACAUAGAUAGAUACGUUCAAGAACAGUUUCAACUUAAUGACGGCAAAUAUUUACGUAUAAAGUGGAUUCGAAAUAAAAACUGA